AUGGAUGCCAGUGAUUACAAUGGAGCACCAAAAAAACCCGAGGGAAAAUACAAAGCAAUGACAAUUUGUUUCAUUCUUGGAAUUGGGUCCCUUGUUUCCUGGAACAGCAUGUUGACGAUAGGGGAUUACUAUUACACAUUGUUCCCCAAAUAUCAUCCUGCAAGGGUACUUACGUUGGUCUAUCAACCAUUUGCAAUUGGAACAAUGAUAAUACUGGCAUACUAUGAGUCGAAGAUCAAUACUAGAAAGAGGAAUUUGGCUGGAUUCAUUCUUUUCUUUUUUAGCACUUUCUUUGUUCUUGUUGUAGAUCUAGCAACAUCAGGGAAAGGUGGAAUUGGACCCUAUAUUGGUAUAUGUGUGCUAGCUGCUUGUUUUGGAAUAGCAGAUGCACAGGUGGAAGGUGGCAUGGUAGGAGAUCUGUGUUUAAUGUGCCCUGAGUUUAUCCAGUCCUACCUUGCUGGUUUGGCAGCAUCAGGGGCUCUGAUUUCUAUUUUGAGAAUGCUGACCAAGGCAGCUUUCGAGAAAUCGAAUAAUGGACUUCGCAAGGGAGCAAUAUUAUUCUUGGGAAUCUCCUCAUUCAUUGAGUUAGUUUGUAUCUUCCUGUAUGCAAUCUACUUCACCAAAUUGCCCAUAGUGAAAUAUUACCGUUCAAAAGCAGCGUCGGAGGGGUCGAAAACUGUUGCAGCUGACCUUGCUGCUGCUGGAAUCAGUACAAAACCUAAAGAUCAAGUUGGAUAUGAUGACAAUCAAGAGCGGUUGAGCAACAAACAAUUAUUUCACGAGAACCUUGAUUAUGCAGUUGAUUUAUUUUUUAUAUAUGUGGUAACACUGUCAAUCUUCCCUGGAUUUUUGUAUGAAAAUACUGGAGCACAUCAGUUAGGCACAUGGUACUCAGUUGUUUUGAUAGCUAUGUAUAAUGUAGUGGAUCUCAUAUCAAGAUAUAUACCCCUUGUGCCAUGGCUGAAGUUAGAAUCCAGAAAGGCUCUACUAAUAGCAGUCUUUUCUCGAUUCUUGCUGAUCCCAGCAUUCUACUUUACAGCAAAAUAUGGUGACCAAGGAUGGAUGAUCUUUCUCACCUCAUUUCUGGGACUCACCAAUGGCUAUCUCACUGUGUGUGUUCUUACUGUGGCACCAAGAGGUUACAAGGGUCCUGAGCAGAAUGGUUUGGGUAAUUUGCUUGUCCUGUGUCUAUUGAGCGGCAUAUGUGCUGGGGCUCUUCUUGACUGGUUAUGGAUAAUUGGUAAAGGAACAUUCUGA
Messenger RNA from Sphenostylis stenocarpa, 1257 nucleotides. The record is from the annotation of a GenBank genome assembly. Lineage: Eukaryota; Viridiplantae; Streptophyta; Magnoliopsida; Fabales; Fabaceae.